This is a messenger RNA of Venustampulla echinocandica, 768 nucleotides long. RefSeq lists its product as uncharacterized. The coding region runs from base 1 to 768 and encodes 255 amino acids. NCBI's taxonomy places the organism in Eukaryota, Fungi, Ascomycota, Leotiomycetes, Helotiales, Pleuroascaceae. The transcript is spliced from 4 exons. The record is from RefSeq and is a predicted model, not a curated record.
AUGGCUCCAAAUUUCGACAUAGCAGGCAAAGUAAUUGCAGUUACUGGCGCAGCGGGAGGAAUAGGCUACGCAUGCGCAGAGCUCUUCCUCUCCCAAGGAGCAAAAGUCUCCCUAGCAGACAUAUCCGAAAGCGGUCUCCAAGAUACAGUAGAGAAACUAGCCUUCGCAGGAUAUCUAGGGAAUAUAUUCGCGCAAGUCAUAGACGUUAGAAAAUCGAAGGAAGUGGACGACUGGAUCGCCAAGACUGUGGAGAAAUUCGGGAGGUUAGAUGGAGCGGCCAAUAUGGCGGGUGCGGUUCCGAAUUCUUUCUCUAUCGGGGCCGCUGAGGACUUGAAUGAGCCUGAUUGGAAUAUAAGCAUUGAUGUUAAUCUGACGGGAGUUAUGCAUUGUAUGAGAGCUCAGCUCAAAAACAUGAAUAAUAAGGGAAGUAUUAUCAACGCAGCAAGUGUAGCUGGAAAUGUCGGAGGGCCUAAGAAUGCAGCAUAUAUAGCUGCAAAGCACGGCGUUGUUGGCCUAACGCGAGUAGUAGCCAAGGAGGUUGGCGAACGAGAGAUAAGAGUCAAUUGCAUAGCUCCUGGUGGUAUCGACACUUCUAUGGACAAAGAGUGCGUAAGUCUUGCCGGAAGCGAACUAGAGGAGCUUUCGUCGCCAAUCAAUCGGAAAGGGUUGCCUAAAGAAGUUGCCCAGUUGGUGGCGUGGUUGCUCUGUGAUGCCAGCUCAUACAUCACCGGCACAGUUCAGGUAAUCGACGGAGGCCUCACUUGCUAG